GCAGCAAAGUUUGUGCAGUGGACCUAUAUUUAAAACACCCCCGGCCAUUUAUCUCUCUUUCAUAUAUACUUUCUCUCUCAAUUAUUGCUGCUUUACUCCUCCCCCUGUCUGAACAGAAAUGGAAACAUCAUUAUUCGAAGCCGGAAGGGAAUUAUUAUUAGAUUCUCCACCCCCACAACCACAACAACAACAACCACCGCAACAAGUAGCAGCAGCAUUAGAAGAAGAAGAAGAUGAAGAUGAAGAUAAGGAAGAGCUGUGUUGCCUUCUUCCUCCCGGAUUCCGGUUUCACCCGACGGACGAAGAGAUCAUCUUGCACUACCUAAGACCCAAGGUCGCCGACAGUGAUUUCGUUGCCCGGGCCAUCGGAGAAGCCGACCUUAAUAAAUGCGAACCCUGGGAUUUACCUAGGAAAUCAAAAAUGGGAGACAAGGAAUGGUGGUUCUUUUGCCGGAGAGACAGGAAGUACCCAACAGGGAUGAGGACAAACAGGGCGACGGAAUCGGGUUACUGGAAGGCCACCGGAAAAGACAAGGAGAUCUUUAUGGGAAGGGGGGUAGAGCUCCCAAAGGACAGAAAUCUAACUGGAUCAUGCACGAGUUUAGACUUGAAGGCAGAUUCUCUUUCAACCACUCCUCCAAUACAUCAUCAUCAUCAUCAACUACUAGGAACCCCCGACGACGACGACGGCGGCCCAUUUCCACCAAGACUUGAAGCCCAUGGGCACGGGCCUCCUCACGAACAAGUCCCCGCCGAAUUAGAAACGCCGGCGAAGGAGAAGCUCGACGACGGCGCCGGGAGCCGCCAGCGGCCGUCAUUUGAUGAGGACCCUUUGGAUAGCGGGGAUCAUCCUGCAGGAUUGAGCAAAAGUUGCACGUUGGUUCUCUUGCUCCUUCCUCCACUGAGCUCUACAAGCCAUUAUACACUUCUAGUGGGCGUGGUCGUGGCAACUCCAGUCAUGGUCGAGGUAGGCAUCUGGGAAGUCAAGGAGGCGGUGGUCAGACCGGCGGCAGUGGUGGCUAUUUUCCGACAAGCGGUAAUGGCGGUUGUGGUCGUGGGCCACCGCGCGGUCCAGGUCUAAUCUGUCACAUUUUUGGAAGGCCUAAUCAUGGUUUUUGGGAGUGUUAAAACCGUUAUGAAGAAGAUUUUUCUAGCGGCCCCUCCUCCAAUCCUCCUAAUGUCUAAGCUGUGUAUAUGUAGAAAUUGGUGAAAACUGAUCUGCUUUGAUUGAUUAGUAAGAGUCGUAUAUAUAUAAGAAUACAUAACGGGCUAGUUU
Cuscuta campestris is the source of this 1276-nucleotide messenger RNA. The record is from the annotation of a GenBank genome assembly. NCBI's taxonomy places the organism in Eukaryota, Viridiplantae, Streptophyta, Magnoliopsida, Solanales, Convolvulaceae.